AUGGGGACCUGGAUUUUGUUUGCCUGCCUCUUGGGAGCAGCCUUUGCUAUGCCCCUACCACCUCAUCCUGGGCACCCUGGUUAUAUCAACUUCAGCUAUGAGGUGCUUACCCCCGUGAAGUGGUACCAGAACAUGAUAAGGCAUCCGUACCCUUCCUAUGGUUACGAACCCAUGGGUGGAUGGCUGCACCACCAAAUCAUUCCCGUGCUGUCCCAGCAGAAUCCCCCGAAUCACGCCCUGCAGCCUCAUCACCACAUCCCCAUGGUGCCAGCUCAGCAGCCCGUGGUCCCCCAGCAACCAGUGAUGCCAGUUCCUGGCCAACACUCCAUGACUCCAACCCAACACCACCAGCCAAACCUCCCUCUGCCUGCCCAGCAGCCCUUCCAGCCCCAGCCCGUCCAGCCCCAGCCUCACCAGCCCAUCCAGCCCCAGCCACCACAGCCACCUCUGCCUCCGAUGUUCCCCAUCCAGCCCCUGCCCCCCAUGCUUCCUGACCUGCCUCUGGAAGCUUGGCCAGCAACAGACAAGACCAAGCGGGAGGAAGUGCAAAAUCGAAACAGCUUGGAGAGUGACCAGGACCUUGAAGAAAAUUUGCAAGAGAAAGAGACAGCUGCACCAGGAUUAAAGGAGCUGGUGUCCAUCCAAUCAAAGAUAGCAGCCUCGAGGAGCGCAAAGGCAGGGGAGGAGCAAGCCAGGCUCUCAGAGAAGGAGCUGCCCCAGCGACGGUCGCGACAGGGCGCACACCAGAUGAACAGCAUGGAGAAAUGUUCAACAAAUGCAGAUUUUUCUCACUUUGUCUACGGUCAUUGUCUACAGUUACCAAACCAACCACAUUACUUCAAGUCAAUUUUGGCUUUGCUGGAUGUCAACCUUGUUAGCUAUAUUCGAGGUGUGGUUCGAAGAACAAAGCUUCUCAGAGACAGCUCUGUGGCCUGCUUCCUUGUGUUCGUUUGA
Molecule: messenger RNA, 954 nt
Organism: Leptonychotes weddellii (Weddell seal)
Lineage: Eukaryota; Metazoa; Chordata; Mammalia; Carnivora; Phocidae
Source: RefSeq, a predicted model, not a curated record